This is a messenger RNA of Caenorhabditis remanei, 3636 nucleotides long. RefSeq lists its product as uncharacterized. The record is from RefSeq and is a predicted model, not a curated record. Gene Ontology annotation, molecular function: dipeptidyl-peptidase activity; serine-type exopeptidase activity. The transcript has 11 exons. Gene Ontology annotation, biological process: proteolysis. The coding region runs from base 1 to 3636 and encodes 1211 amino acids. NCBI's taxonomy places the organism in Eukaryota, Metazoa, Nematoda, Chromadorea, Rhabditida, Rhabditidae.
AUGAUACUGCAUUCAAUUUUUCUCUACCUGAUAUUCUUACUACCAGUGUAUUCAGUAAUCCCAAAUCACUUCCAUUUUUCUGAUAAUUUUCGAAAAGUAGACCCGUCACAACUCAACGAGGACAUCAGUGUAUCCCUGUCAUAUCUCAUUCAACCUUUGGAUCCACUCUCUCCGGAAUCAACCAAGAAAUUCCAGCAGCGUUAUCGGUAUUCAGAGCAUUUUACAUCAAAUAAGAAGGCCGCAUUUCUUUAUGUUUCUGGACCGAAUGAUUUCGAUGAAGCUGUUUUGAAAAGUGACGGAAGUUCACUUGUGAAAGCUGCUGAAAGAUUUGGAGCAACUAUUUUUGCACUGGAGCACAGAUAUUAUGGAAAUUCGACGCCGAAAUUUGAAAAUUUCACCUCUGAAAGCCUCCAACAUCUCGAUUCCUAUCAUGCGAUACAAGACGUCAUAUUCUUCAUCGAACACGCAAAUACUCAAUUCAAAAUGGAUUCAGAUGUGAGAUGGGUCCUUUUUGGUUCUGGAUACGGAGGAAUCAUUGCUGCAGAGACUAGAAAAUGGGAUCCCAUCACUGUUUCUGGAGUAGUUGCAGUUUCAUCUCCAAUUGAAAGAGAGAUGGAUUUUUGGAAAUACAACAAUAAAGUUGAAAAGACCAUCAUGAAAUAUGAUUCGAGUUGCUAUAAUAAAAUCAAAAAAGGUUUUCGACAGGUUCAAGACCUUAUGAACUUUAGCGAAGGUCGUAAUGAAUUAUCAGAUUUAUUUGAGUUGAAUCCGCCGUGGAACGAGAGAGAUCUGACUUUGAAUGAGAUUCAGAUGUUCUUUUUGUCGAUUAUUGCCCCAUUCCAACAAGUUGUUCAGUAUGAUAACCAGUUUGAGCUAUCGAUAAAAGGACUAUGUGAUGCGAUUCAUGAGAGUUGGGAUUCAGUUGAAGCGAUUCAUCAAGCUUAUGUCUACUUGAGUACUCAAUUGACUGGGAGCAUGCAACAGAUGAAUUCAACCUACGAGAAAUUUGUAAACGAUUUGGGGAGUGUCGACCGGAAAAGUGCAUUUACCCAAAAACGCUUCUGGCAAUACCAAAUGUGCACUGAAUUCGGAUGGUUUCCUACAACGAACGACAAUGAAGAUAGUCUAUUUGGAUCAGUUGUGCCUCUUAGUCUAUUCUUUAACCAAUGCUUUGACAUCUUCCCAGAUUUAUACAAAAACGAGACAGCUAUCAAAAUAAGAGAUGAUAUCCAAAAAGCUAAGAAGUUCUAUGGGAAAUAUUCUGGAACAAAUGCUGUAUUUAUCAAUGGAGGAAAUGAUCCAUGGAGGGUUCUCGGGAGAAAUGUGUCUGAUAAAUUCUCAGUGGUCACACUGACUGUUCCACGUGCUUCGCAUCUUGGGAUCUACGACCAAAAGGAAAUUCAGAAGGUCCAAGAAAUUGUUAUGGAGAAUAUCCAUGUGUGGGUGAGAGGACCGAAGAAUUCUGUGACUUUUAUGGAUACUGUGGAGCCAUGGAGACGACCAGAAACUCAUGACGCCAAUUCCAAAAAUAGUAAGCAGAAAAUGUCAAAGCAAGAGAAUGAUGAUCGAUUUUCGAAAUUUGUUGAAAAGUUUUCAUCAGAGAAAGAAGAAUCCGAAGACUUUCAUUUCUUCGGAAUGAAACCAAUUGCUCGGAUGUUUCGAGGUGAUGAGGAUGAAGAAUUUGACAAGGAAGGAAUGGAAAUUGGAAUGUUUCGACAGAGAAUAGAUCACUUUAAUAACAAAAACACAAAGUUUUUCCAACAAAAGUAUUUUAAAAACUCGAGAUUUGCUAGGCCAGGAGGACCAAAUUUUCUCAUGAUCGGAGGAGAAGGUCCCGCUCGUGGAAGUCACGUAAAGAAUCUGAAUUCGUCAAUAAUGAGAAGAGCAAAAAAAUAUGGAGCAAUUGUUUACUUGUUGGAACACAGAUUCUAUGGAGAUAGUGUAGUGGCAAACAACACUGAUCUCAGCACACUGAGUUCUCUUCAAAUGCUCUAUGACCUCGCUGAAUUCAUCAAAUCCGUCAACUUCAAAUCCCAAACUUCCAACCCGUGGAUUACUUUCGGAGGUUCUUAUCCUGGUUCUUUGUCUGCAUGGAUGAGAGAAAUAUUCCCGGGUCUUGUCAUUGGAGCAAUCGCUUCCUCAGCUCCAGUCCUCGCAAAAACUGAUUUCUAUGAGUAUAUGAUGGUAGUGGAGAACUCAUUUCUGAGAUACGAUCCUGCUUGUUACCAAGAGAUUAAGAACGGUUUUGAUGAGAUUCAUGACCUGUUUCAAACGGAUUCCGGACGAGAGAAACUUUCGGAUCUAUUCAAAUUGAAUCCAUCAUUCCGGGGCAAUAUUUCGGAAAUUGACAAGCAUUUUUUCUUUUUUGACAUCAUCGGCCCUUUCCAAUUUGCUGUCCAAUAUGCGGGAAGAGGAAGUGGAGGUUUUGUUGAAGACUCUAAAAUUGCAAUGCUAUGUCGUAAUAUCACAAAUGGCACACAGUCAAGUGUUGAAAAUGUUGCUAAAGUUGUUCUGGACGAUUUUAAAAACAAAAGCAUAAUUCAUUCGUUUUAUGACAAGAACGAGUGGAAACAAAUGAAGAAAACGAACGAGAAUUAUCUGUGGGGGUGGCAGACUUGUUCGGAAUUCGGAUACUUCCAAUCCGCGGAUUCAGGGAACAGUAUUUUUGGAGCAAUGAAUCCAGUGAGCUUUCAAGUUCAACAAUGCAUGGACAUGUUCGGAAAAGAGUAUAGGAGAGGGAAAAUUGAGGAAAAUGUGGAAGCGACGAACUACAGAUAUGGAGGAGUUGAUGACUUUAGAGGCACGAAUGUUGUAUUCAUAAACGGUGACGUCGACCCUUGGCACAUUCUGGGACUCUACAACUCAACUGAAAAAUCAGUUGUUUCAUAUCUGAUAAAUGGAACAUCACAUUGUGUAGACCUGUCUCCUCCUCGGGAUAAUGAUAUUGAUGGUGUGAAAAUUGCAAGAAAAUUGGUAGAUGAUAAUAUCAAGAUUUGGUUGGAACAAUCAGCCUGUCUUCGCAUUUCGACAAUGACGAACGCCACUGUCAUAUGUACCAGUCUAGACGAUUGGCUGACAAUGGCAGAAGGAAACGGAGAUCCGGAGAUUCAACUCGGAUUGAAGUCGUACCAUGGGCUGAAAUUCAAGUACCGCAUAGGAAAUGUCAAUCCACAGGCGAGAUAUGUGAUCAGAUGGAAUCGAAAUUCGCAAGGAAUUGGAUUCUGGAGGGAAACAAAGACAUUCCUUCUUCCAGAUGGAGAACUAUCUUUCCAACAUAUCGAAGUGAAAUCAGGAGAAGAAUUGCUAAGAGAAGAGGUCUACUUUGAGAAAAUCUUCUUCGAGAACAGGGAGAAAUUAGGAAAUCGUCCACAGAGGAAUCCACCGAACUACAUAAUCACUUUGACGUGCAGAAUCAAGUACUUCGUGUCAGUGGUGAUAACAAAUGCGGAAAACUAUCGAGAUACAUCUACACAUGGGAUCCAAUUUCAGUACUUUAUCGCUGUUAACGCGAAUGCACCUCUCGUGAAAAACACACGAGAAUCACAGAAAAUUGAGGAUCGACAUGACUCAGCGCCACCGAAACGGCGCCCUACUCCAAGAAAAACCGGAUUCAAGCAUCCGAGACCGACCAAAUAA